CGUGGGUUGCGGCACGAUAGCGGUGCAGGUGGUUGGUAGUUGGUAGCGUGCGUCAACGUCAACGGAUCCUCCGGGUACUGUCUGCACUCAAGUCAAGCUCUUCCUAAGCACGUCUUACCCUCGCUCGCCUUGGUAUUACUACUUCGUUCCAACCCUGUCCUUCCGCCCUCGCCCGCUGUCGUCUCGUGGUAGAUCGUUGGUACGGCAAGGUGCUGAGGAAGAGCAGACACAAUGGCAUCCAAAUCUGCCAACCCCGGCGGACCCCAAGCGCCAGGCGCAGUAACACCGCAGAAGAAGAUAGAGCUCUUCUCCGCGACCUACUUUGGCGCAUGCACAUUGGGCGGCAUCAUUGCCUGCGGACCCACCCACACCGCCGUGACCCCCCUCGACCUCGUAAAAUGCCGCCGCCAAGUCGAUCCGAAAAUCUACAGCAGCAACCUGCAAGCCUGGUCCACCAUCUACCGCUCCGAAGGCAUCCGCGGCGUCUUCUUCGGCUGGGCGCCCACCUUUGUCGGCUACAGCUUUCAAGGCGCAGGCAAAUACGGCUUCUACGAGGUCUUCAAAUACUACUACGGCGAGAAGCUGUUCCCCAACACGCCCAAGACGAUCGUCUACCUCGGCGCCUCCGCCAGCGCAGAGUUCCUGGCCGAUAUCUUCCUCUGCCCCUUCGAAGCGAUCAAAGUGCGCAUGCAAACCACCCUCCCCCCAUACGCGAGUACUUUGACAGAAGGCUGGAACAAGAUCGUCUCGCAAGAAGGCUACGCGGGGCUAUACAAGGGUCUCUACCCCCUCUGGGCCCGACAGAUCCCCUACACGAUGGUGAAGUUCGCCACCUUCGAGUCCGCCGUGAACCAAAUCUACGCCACCCUCGGCAAGCCGAAGGAGACCUACAACACGCUGCAGCAAACCGGCGUCUCCUUCCUCGGCGGCUACAUCGCCGGAGUCGGGUGUGCCGUGGUCUCCCAUCCCGCGGACGUGAUGGUGAGUAAACUGAAUGCGGACCGGAAGGCGGGCGAGAGCGCCGGGAAAGCGAUAAGCAGGAUUUACGGGAAUAUCGGGUUCGCCGGGUUGUGGAAUGGGUUGGGGGUGAGGAUUGCCAUGAUUGGGACUUUGACGGCGUUCCAAUGGUUGAUCUACGAUUCGUUCAAGGUGUAUCUUGGGCUACCAACUACGGGCGGCCAUUGAGCAGGUGAUGACAAGCAAGUCGGAGAAGGAAACCUUGCGACGGAGCAACUUGGGCGAUCUGCGAGAUGGCGUUUCGGCGAACGGGAGUGUAACAAGCACGAUACAAACGCUCGAGCUCGGGGCUGUACAAUGCGAUUGCGAUAAAGCGCGGUGACGUCCAAACCGAGGCGGAGCGAGUAUAGGACGCCAGUGACAGUAAAACGAGCGUAACGAGAUACUUCAUGGCCUUUUCUACCAAAU
Baudoinia panamericana UAMH 10762 is the source of this 1425-nucleotide messenger RNA. RefSeq lists its product as uncharacterized. The transcript has 3 exons. Gene Ontology annotation, molecular function: phosphate transmembrane transporter activity. The record is from RefSeq and is a predicted model, not a curated record. The coding region runs from base 232 to 1185 and encodes 317 amino acids. Gene Ontology annotation, cellular component: mitochondrial inner membrane. Lineage: Eukaryota; Fungi; Ascomycota; Dothideomycetes; Mycosphaerellales; Teratosphaeriaceae. Gene Ontology annotation, biological process: mitochondrial phosphate ion transmembrane transport.